Messenger RNA from Lichtheimia ornata, 2752 nucleotides. RefSeq lists its product as uncharacterized. The annotation marks the transcript as partial. NCBI's taxonomy places the organism in Eukaryota, Fungi, Mucoromycota, Mucoromycetes, Mucorales, Lichtheimiaceae. The transcript is spliced from 8 exons. Gene Ontology annotation, molecular function: actin filament binding; small GTPase binding. Gene Ontology annotation, cellular component: cytosol. Gene Ontology annotation, biological process: regulation of cell shape; cortical actin cytoskeleton organization; cell migration. The record is from RefSeq and is a predicted model, not a curated record.
AUGGGCAGUAGCAACAACAAACGUAGCAAUGAUAUGGCUCACAAGCGAGGGACCAUUUCAACUGCCAACAGCAACACACCCGAGAUUCCUCACAAACCAAAACAUUUGCAACCCUCUUCUUCACCCAACAACAACAAUACAACCACCAAAAAGUCGACCAUCAUCCACAGACAGCAACCUGCCAAUAUUGUCACCAACCCCGUUUCUCGGUUACGGCACGGUCGUCUAGGUGAUGAACAACCAACACAACAACAACCCAUGUUACGCAAGAGUACAUCUUCUCGCUUUGGCAAAAAUCUGUUGCCUACUUGGUUGGGUGGUGCUAGCCAACAAAGCAACAACAACAAUAAUAAUGCCGUAGCUAUCACCCAUAUGCAGCGUUCUACAUCCACGUCAUCGAAUAUCAGCAAUACGGAUCAGCUGGAUACGACGUUUGAAAAAUUGCUUGAUGACUUGGAUAUGAAGGGGAUGCAACGUAACAAGCUGCGAGAAUUACCUCCUGAUCAAAAGAUGUAUCUACUUGCACAAAAUCAGCACCUUACCAAUAGUACCAGUAAUCAAUCCUUAUCAGCACGACUCAAAUCGUCAGCUUCUUCAACAUCGUUGCGUAGCAACAGUCAACAAAAAGAAAAGGAGCAACCAUCACCAUCACCAUCAACCAAACAGAAUCAGCAGCAGCAACAACAACAACAACAGAAAAAGCCAUCCAAGGUUCCACAACCAAGUACCAAACCUGCACCUGCUACCAUUAGCAGUGGUCGUGCGGCAAGUUACAAGUACAACAAUUAUCGUCGUUUAGCAGCUGCCAACAACCGAAGUUCCAAAGUGGGGUCCAUGAUCCUUGAAUUCGAUGCACUUUCCAACCAACCAGAGAACCAAGAUGCAGCUGCAUGGUUGUUACUUGAUGACAAGUCAAUCACCCGCCCUGCUCAACCUCCUGUCACCCGCCACAAUCAAGUCCAAAGUUUGUCACGAAAAGAAGGUGCCCACUUGGCUUCACUCGUUGAAUCCCGUCAACAUCAACGUCAAAGUCUUUCACGAAAGGAAGGUGCCAAUCUUGCAGCACUCACUGAACAACGUAGCCGUAAUAGCCCUUAUUAUCAUGUGGAGCGAUUACGCAGCAAGAACACGCCCACGGAUGCCUUGACGAAGCAUCUCUCGGCACUCAAGUCUGUUUUAUCCACAAGCAAUACAUCAUGGAUCAAUGAAUUCUUGUCAAGACGUCAUAAUGGAUUAACCGCUUUGGAAAGUGUCAUGGAAAGGCUUUUGGCCAAAAAGAAAAGGCGUGAUGCAGAUGAUUUAUGUAUGCUUGAAUGCGUCAAAUGUCUCAAAGUGCUUUUGAAUUCUGAGCCUGGGUUCCACCAAGCAUCAAUGCGACCCGCUAUUCUGCACCAACUUGUUGCAGCUUUAUUUGCCAGCCUUGCUAUUGCAUGCAAUAACACUGACAAUAGUAGUGGUGGACCCUACCCAACCAAUUCAGUGUCCACAGCCACCCUUGUCCAUCGUUCACCUUCUGACAGCUCGCUUGGCAGCCUUUUACCAUCGACAUCUACUACACUUGCAGCUCCUCCUAACGACACUACUACUAAUAUUACUACUACCAGCACACCAUCGGGAUGGGUGCUCAUAAUCAAGAUAUGCAUUCACAUUUUCGAGAUCUUUUCAACCUUGUGUAUGAUGUCGCAUCAAGGACACAAGCUUGCACUUGCUGUAUUUUCAGAGGUGCGUGGCGAGCAAUAUCGAUUCGAGCGGCUUGUUCAACGCAUGCGUGAAUUGGCAGACGAGGAGCAAAAGGAUCAAUCCGUUGCCUGGGAAUGUCAAGAAGCUGGUAUCCAAUUGUUCAAUGCCUUUGCCAGCUCACCAGAAACGAUUGAAACACGUCGAUCCAUUCGAGGAGAAUUGGAGCGUCGUGGAUUGGAUGAUCAUCUCAAGGAAUUGGAGAAAAAGCAUGCACCAGAAUCGUGCAAGAAUGCCAUUCGCAUGUACCUCGAGGGCAAAAACACUGAUAUUGAGUUGAUCCAUGAAUUUGAAAAGUCACGAAGGCAAACAGUGUUUCAGCUUCAACCACAGGAUAUUGUAUCAAACGCUUUGGCCAAGUUUUCUGCCGAUCCCGAAAUUUAUUAUCUUGUGGUGGAUAGCAUCAGCCAUUUGCUAGAAAUGGGAGCUGAUAAUGUUGAAAACAAUCGAAGAUUGGUCAACGACCUAUGGACCAUUGUCAGCCUUUUUGCCAUCAAUCUAAAAUCGGCCAACAAGACCAACAAUCUUCAGGAGCCUAUCAAGCAAUUCUUACGUGCUGUUCAGCCUAUUGUAGGCAAGAUUGAAAACGAUCCUGGUGCCAACACUGCAGAGACCACGAGCGACCAAAUGGCAACAGACACUGAUCUUGAAGGAUUACGCAAUAUGGUGGAUGAACUUAAGGAUGGUCUUGCUCAAAGCGAGGACACAAUUACAAAGAUUCGACGUGAAAAGAACGAGUUGAUGAUGAAGAUGUCCAAAGCCCAGGCUGAACUUAAGGAGCGAGAGGAGCGAAUUACAGAAUUACAACGUCAUCGAGCAUCAUCAAAUGCAUCAUCCAUCACAACCAUUGUAUCAGUUGAUGAAAAGCAAAAGGAUAUGGAUCAAAGUGUAUCAUGUGACACAACCAUUUUCAAUUCCAUUGAACCUGUAAAAGAUGCACCUCCACCAGCAGCAGCUCCUCCUCCACCACCACCACCUCCACCUCCUCCACCACCUCCUCCUCCACCUCCCCCAC